Messenger RNA from Cyprinodon variegatus (sheepshead minnow), 4439 nucleotides. It is a transcript of the gene snx29, whose product is annotated as sorting nexin 29. Bases 347 to 2842 code for a protein of 831 amino acids. NCBI's taxonomy places the organism in Eukaryota, Metazoa, Chordata, Actinopteri, Cyprinodontiformes, Cyprinodontidae. The transcript has 21 exons. Gene Ontology annotation, molecular function: phosphatidylinositol binding. The record is from RefSeq and is a predicted model, not a curated record.
AUCAGUGGUCGGUUGUAGUUUUUCGCAGUGUCACAGGCAGAACAGAUUAUUACUCUGAUAACUUUUCCUUUCGGUACCGAAGCGUCCUGCCGCUUGGUAGUCAGGGGAUGAAACGGCUCUAAGUUCUGCUUCGGAACCGGUUUGGUGACGGUUCUUAUCACAUCUCUGCGGCUUCCUGACAGGCCUCUCUGUUCACCGAGGCAGCAUCAGCUCUCACGCCGCUGUAGGGUGGGCCCGGCUCGGCUGCAGCAUGGAGCCGGUGCACCGCUGACCUGGAGCCGUUUCUGGGAGAUGAGCAGAGGCAUUUCGGUCGGGCUGUUCCCGCUGCUGGAGCUCGGGUGUGAAAAUGAACGGCACUCAGCAGAGUGAUGAGAAGAGACAGCACCUCCUGGAGAGGCUGCUGGAUGCUGUCAAACAGUGCCAAAUCCGCUUUGGAGGAAGAAAAGAGAUCGCCACAGACUCAGACAGCAGAGUGAUCUGUCUGUGCGCCCAGUUUGAAGCUGUGCUGCAGCACGGCCUGAAGAAGAGCAAAGGUCUGGCCCUCACAGCUGCUGCUCUGAAGCACGCUGCAGGCUUCAGCAGCAAGACAGAAGCCGAGCUGACAUUUUGGCUUUAUGUGAAGGAGCACCUGAACCGCCACGAGCUUCAGCGCUUCUACUCCCUGCGCCACAUCUCGUCGGAGCUCGGCCGGGGUCGCGCCUGGCUGCGCUGCGCUCUGAACGAGCACUCGCUGGAGCGCUACCUGCACACGCUGCUGGCUGAUCGCUCGCGCCUCGGAACUUACUUUGAAGACUGGGCUUUUGUUCUUGAUGAAGAGAGAGCAAGUAUGCUCCCCACUAUGGCUGCAGGGUUGAACUCCAUCCUGUUUGCCAUCAACAUCGACAACAGUGACCUGAACGGCGCAGUGACACGAGGAGGUCCGUCUGUGUCCAACCUGCUGAAGGAGUCCACCCAGGGCAUCGGCAGCCUGUUAAAGGAAUCCACCCAGGGGGUUAGCACUCUGCUACGAGAGAUCAGCACUGCUACAGCUGUUGUGCCUGGCUUCACCCCAAAGACGGACGGAGCUUCGGACCCGCUGCCCGUCAUGCCUCGAAGCACCUCUGCUGACUCUGGGCUGAGGAAGGAGCGACGCAGGAAAAAGAAAAUCACCAACAUCAUUUCCUUUGAUGACGACCUGGAUGGAGGGGCUGAGGAUGAGGAGGAUGGAGAGUGGGAUUCUCAGAAGCCGAAGGAGGCGAGGACGAGUGGUGCCCCUCCGACUCAGAGCAGCGUGGAGGAAGGGAUAGACCCCUUAGAGCCGACCCUGUCAGAGUCCCCGGCCCAGAACGGCAUCCCAGAACCCUGUAUAGCCAACUGGGUGGGGUCGCCCCACCCCUGCCGCACAGCGCCCCCAGCUGGACCACCUCUACCUGACAGUCAGGAUAUAGAAAACGAGGAGGAGGAGGAGGAAAUGUAUAAACCUCGAACACAAAGCCAGGAGGAAACAAUCCCCUCUGAUCAGCUGGUGGUGGGCAGUCUAUCCAGUGUGUCCACCUGGAGUCCAGUCCAGGCUAUUACUGCCCCGCCCAGCUCCGACAUCCUCAUCCCUGUCAAUCCUGCUCACCCUCAGCCAGUGAGCUCUGUGGAGGACACGGCCGUGUUUCCCGUUCAGUGUGACUCGACAGAAUCGGGGGAGAACUGUGAGAGCGGCAGAUCGCAGCUCACCUUCAGCAUGGACUCCAGUCCACCGGCGCAGCCCCGUCCGCUCUCCAGUGGGCUACAAUCAGCUGGGCUGCCUGACACCAUGACAGUGGUGGAGCUCCGUCAAGCCAUUGUAGCCAUGAUGAACAGGAAGGAUGAGCUGGAGGAACAAAACACGUCUCUGCGCAGCCUGUUAGACGGCGAGAUGGAGCACUCAGCAGGCCUGAGGCAGGAAAGUGAAUUGUUGAAGAAGAAGCUAGCAGAACUGGAGGAGAGACAUGGGGCUAAAGUCCAAGCGUUGGCCAGGGAGAACGAAGUCCUGAAGGUCCAGCUGAAGAAGUACGUCGGCGCCGUACAGAUGCUGAAGAGAGAAGGCAGCCAGGGCGGCGACGGUUUGUCCAUGUUGCGCUCAAAUGAAGAACAGGCUCCUACGCUGCAGAACAAGUUCAUCGGGGACAUCGAGGAGCUCGCUGCCAGUUACGAGCGAAAACUCAUAGAGGUGGCAGAGAUGCAUGGCGAGUUAAUAGAGUUUAAUGAGCGCCUGUACCGCUCCCUCAUGGCCAAAGACCACCUUAUUGUCCAGAUGAGACAGGAACUCAUUGACCUCAGAGGACCGGUUCCAGGAGAUUUAAGCCAGACUUCAGAUGAUCCAAGUUUGUCCGACUUUGAGACGGCUCAUCGUGCUCUCAUCAACGUGUGGAUCCCCUCUGUCUUCCUCCAGGGCAGAGCCGCCAAUGCCUACCACGUCUAUCAGGUUUACAUCCGCAUCCUGGAUAACGAGUGGAAUGUCUAUAGACGUUACACCGAGUUCAGAGAGCUUCACAACCAGCUGAGAAUCCAGUUUCCACAAGUGGACACCUUCAACUUUCCACCUAAGAAAGCCAUCGGGAACAAGGAUGCCAAGUUUGUGGAGGAACGGAGGAAGCAGCUGCAGGGCUACCUCCGCAUGGUGAUGAACAAACUGAUCCAGGCGCUGCCGGAGUUCACAGCCCGCCCCAAUAAAGAAACCCUGCUGUCUCUGCUGCCUUUCUGUCAAGACACCCCCCAGGGCAGCGAGGGCGGAUCCAAGACGCCCCGAUCCAGAACUUCAUCUCGCUUCCCUAGAUUGGGCCGCAGCCGCACACAGGAAAGCAGACCGGAACCGCAGAGCGGUGACCUUUGAGCCUCUGACUGGAAACGGACUGGAUGAUGGUGUCUGUGUACGGAGACACUCUGAGGAUGUUCAGGGACGUUCACUGGAACUGGGAAACCUCCCAGAUAAAAGCCUCAGACAGGAGAUGAAGAUAAAUGAGGUCAAGUUGUGGAGAUUUAUUUGAACCUUGUUGUGCGUCGACCUGUCAGACAGCAGAUAAAUGACUCUAGACACACAAGCCUGUGGACCGGCCCAGACAUCCAGAACUUUAUUCCUCCUUCAGAGACCAAAAGGCUCUUUAUGAAGAGCAGCUGGACAGAGCUGGACUGUUCUGCAUCAUAUCAAGCAGAUACAGUUUGUAGUUCAAGUGUUUGAUGUUCACAGUGCCUACCAUGUUUUGUAGCUUAUUUCCUGAAGAGAAGGGGAGGGGGGGGGUCUGUUAUAUUGUUUUAGUGCCAUUAUUACACAGAUAACAAUGACUUACAAUCACUGGACCACCAUGCUGCUGGUUUUCUCCCCGCUGCCUUUAUUGAUGCUUUUUUAAAUGUGUAGAAAAUGUCAACAGAUCCUGCAUCAUCAACAUAAUCCAGGUCCGUUUUCUACAGCAAUAGACAAGGGUUCUAGGAUGAACCCACAGCUGAAAUGUCAUCUGCCUUUUUUCCGCGCCUGCAGAACCCUGAGAAAGUAUUUAUACAACUUUUUACAUUUUGUCACAUUAAAACCAUGAAACUUUAACCUAUUUGAUUAUAGAUGUAUAUUUACUCUGCUGAAGUUAAAGGGAAAAAUCCUUUAAAGGGAAAAAUACUUUGACUAGACCAAUUUAACCAAUGAAUCUAUGAACCUGGCUGUUAGGGUCAUUAGGAGCAUCCAAUAGGUGGCCUUCAAUUAAUUUCUUAGAGUAAGCCUCAUUCUUCUUCAUCAACUCUGACCUGCUUUUUUUGUCCCAGAGCAUGAUGCUGCCACCACCAUGUUUCAUCAUGGAAAAUUGUGAUUUAUGCUGAUAAAUUUUCACCAAACAAUAUUUAGAACUUUUAUAAAAAGUAAAUUUUUUGGUCUUUUUCCACAGAUCUGCUCUGUCUCCUGACCAGAUCUAUGGAGUCCAGCGAUAGUAGUUGUCCUGUCAUCAGGUCCUCCCACCUGAGCUGUCGAUCUCUGCAGCUCCUCCAGAGUCACCAUGGUCCUCUUGGCUGCUUUAUAAUGAUCUGUUUAUCCAGCCUGACCAUGGCUCGGUAGCUCUGCGGCUGGUCCAUACUCUCCAUGUUCAGAUGAUGGAUUAAAUGGAGCUCAUAGGAGAUAUACAAAGUUUGGGAGAUUGUUUUGGAAGCAAUUCCUGCUUUAAACUAAACCAAAACUUAUUUUCUGAUGUUUCUGCUGGGUUCCUUGGUCUUUGUUAAAUGACAAUCAGCUGGUUUAUGUUUUGGGGGCUCAGAAGAUUGGUAGCUGCACAGUUUUUUAACGGGGUGCUGACCACAGUUGUCUGCCACCUCGUGUUGGACCGUUACAGUGAAGCUCAUGGUUGUAACGUGACAAAAUGUGAGAAGCUCACUGGGUGUGAAUACUUCUGAAAUGUUUAAAUCUGUUACAGCAAGCAGAGAAUCAGUUACUGAAAUCUGCAGCAUCAGGUGAC